AUGAGUAUACCUAAAACCAUUAAAGGCAUUGGCUCAGUCAACGAAAAGGAGUGGACAUCUCCCCAAGAAUUGGAGUACUCCCCUAGGAAGUUCAACGAUGAAGAUGUGUUGAUCAGAAUCGAUUAUUGUGGAAUUUGUGGGUCUGACGUACAUACCAUGUCUGGUGGUUGGGGCCGCUACAGAAAUUUGGUGCCUGGUCAUGAGAUAGUUGGAAGGGCAAUGAAAGUGGGAUCCAAAGUUAAAUCCAUUAAGGCCGGGGAUAGGGUGGGAGUUGGACCCAUGGCAGGUUCAUGUGGUGAAUGUAAAUUGUGUUUGAGUGACAAUGAGCAUUAUUGUAAAAAGGUCAUUUCAACAUACCGUUCGAAGAAUUAUAAAGCCGAUAAUUAUUUCAUGCAAGGAGGUUACGCAACUCACAUAAUUGUGGAAGAAAACUUCGUUUUCUCUAUCCCUGAUGGCAUUCCUCUGAAUGUUGCUGGGCCGUUGAUGUGUGCAGGUUUAACGGUAUUUUCUCCAUUAUACAGAAAUUUGAAGGACAACAACAACGAAAAAUUAGUUGGAAUUAUCGGAAUAGGAGGUCUCGGUCAUUUAGCUAUUAUGUUUGCUAAAGCAUUAGGUGCAAAAGUGGUUGCCUUUUCCCGAUCGAAUUCUAAAAAACAAGAUGCAUUGUCUUUGGGCGCUGAUGAUUAUGUAGCUACUGGUGAAGACACUAACUGGGUUUCUAAAUAUGAGAGGGAAUUUGAUGUUCUUUUAAAUUGUGCAUCAAGCUUUACAGAUAUAAACUAUCAAAGCUUCUUUGGGGCUUUAAAAGUGCAAGGUAAUUUCAUCACUGUAGGGUCACCUGAAUUAAGUGAAACUUUAGACUUACAUGCUGUUCAAUUAGUAGUUUCAGGUAUUGCUCUCGGGGGUUCAUUGGCCGGAAGUAAAAAGGAGGCUUUGGUUAUGUUAGAUCUAGCUGCCAAGCGCAAAAUUUUUCCGGUAAUUGAAGAAUUACCAAUGUCUGUUGAAAAUGUUAAACAUGGAUGGCAGAAGGUUCAAAAGUCUGACGUAAAAUACAGACUUGUUCUUACGGGUAUACAGAACCAUUUUGCCAAGCCUAAAUUAUAA
Molecule: messenger RNA, 1104 nt
Organism: Yamadazyma jaroonii
Lineage: Eukaryota; Fungi; Ascomycota; Pichiomycetes; Serinales; Debaryomycetaceae
Source: the annotation of a GenBank genome assembly